Cinclus cinclus is the source of this 1236-nucleotide messenger RNA. It is a transcript of the gene SAMD8, whose product is annotated as sterile alpha motif domain containing 8. Gene Ontology annotation, cellular component: endoplasmic reticulum membrane; Golgi membrane. The record is from RefSeq and is a predicted model, not a curated record. NCBI's taxonomy places the organism in Eukaryota, Metazoa, Chordata, Aves, Passeriformes, Cinclidae. The transcript has 5 exons. Gene Ontology annotation, molecular function: protein binding; ceramide cholinephosphotransferase activity; sphingomyelin synthase activity. Gene Ontology annotation, biological process: ceramide biosynthetic process. The coding region runs from base 1 to 1236 and encodes 411 amino acids.
AUGGCAGGCACUAACCAGCUUUGCAUUCGCCGUUGGACUACCAAGAACGUGGCCAAGUGGCUGAAGGAAGAAGGCUUCUGUGAAUACGUGGAUCUUUUGUGCAACAGACACAGGCUAGAUGGAAUUACCCUGCUGACACUAACUGAGUAUGACUUGCGAUCCCCUCCUCUGGAAAUCAAAAUCUUGGGGGAUAUCAAGAGGCUGAUGCUGUCCAUACGCAAACUGCAGAAGCAACACAUUGAUGUCCUGGAAGAGCUGGGUUUCACCAGUGAUGGUCAUGCUGCCACAGUUAGUUCAAUACUGGGGGCAGAUUGGUUUUGUAAUGGUGAAGUACCUCGGGACUAUGAUGGACCAAUUAGUGACUUGAAUGGUGAUCAGUAUCAAUAUGCAAAUGGAAAAAACAAACACGCCACACGCAGACUGGACCCAGAGUACUGGAAGACAGUUCUAAGUUGUGUGUAUGUCUUCAUAGUGUUUGGCUUUACAUCAUUUGUUAUGGUCAUAGUACACGAGCGAGUACCUGACAUGCAAACGUAUCCACCUUUGCCAGACAUAUUUCUAGAUAGCGUCCCUAGGAUACCAUGGGCUUUUGCUAUGACUGAAGUAUGUGGUGUAAUUCUUUGCUAUAUUUGGCUCCUGGUUCUUCUGCUUCACAAACACAGAUCUAUACUUCUGCGCCGGCUGUGCAGCCUCAUGGGGACAGUUUUUCUAUUACGUUGCAUUACAAUGUUUGUUACCUCACUCUCGGUGCCAGGGCAGCACUUGCAGUGUACUGGAAAGUUGUAUGGCAAUGUUUGGGCAAAACUCCAGCGGGCCUUCGCAAUAUGGAGUGGCUUUGGAAUGACUCUGACUGGUGUACAUACAUGUGGAGAUUAUAUGUUCAGUGGUCACACUGUUGUCCUGACCAUGCUCAACUUCUUUGUCACAGAAUACACACCAAGGAGCUGGAACUUCUUGCACACCUUGUCCUGGGUCCUGAAUCUCUUUGGAAUCUUCUUCAUUUUGGCUGCACAUGAACAUUAUUCUAUAGAUGUUUUCAUUGCCUUUUACAUCACUACAAGACUCUUCUUGUAUUACCAUACAUUGGCUAAUACUAGAGCAUAUCAACAGAGUAGGAGGGCAAGGAUAUGGUUUCCAAUGUUUUCUUUUUUUGAAUGCAACGUUAAUGGUACUGUUCCCAAUGAGUAUUGCUGGCCCUUUUCAAAACCUGCUAUUUUAAAAAGAUUAAUUGGUUGA